CCAAUCAAACUAGGCUGGUAUCUGGUUAUCAUUGUGCGAACUCGUAUUCUACCUUGUGCCGCCAUCUAAAGUCUAAACAACUUCUACCUGCCGUCACAUAUUUUUUAACCUUCUCCAAGCCUUUCUCUUCUUUUACCAACCGCUAUCGCUUCGUCACUCAGUCAACUGGUCUGGCCCACCACGUUCUACAACAGUGACAACCGAACGCCCUAAACAUGUCCCAAACAACUCAAUACAACUUGCGCUCGCGCACUCGCGCUAGAGCUAGCUCGUUGUCAACUCCUGCUAGUGUGAAGAACCUUAAAGUAAGUGAGGCUUUCGGGAAUCUCGUCGUUAACCUACUCUCUAGCUCUCAAACUCUGGCGGAGGGCCCCGGCCCCAAAGCUGAGCUGCCCGACUCUAUUGAGUCCCCGUUGACCUCUUCGGGGCGAUCUUUCGAGGUCGAAAAAGAGAGUCCAUCCGCUUUACGACCCGUCCGCUCGUAUAGCGACGUGGUCAGAGCGAGUAGCCCUGCCCGUGACCAUCAGGUUGGGCAGGAGAGUAAUAUAUCCCUAGAUGCUGUAACAGGCAUCGCCCUUGACGAUGAUGUCAACGUAUUGGACCAUAAAACAAGGGAAUACACUACCUUCGAGACGGCGAGUGAACGAAGCGAAGUCACGAGUGACAACGACGACGGUGAUAGCCGUCCGUGGACUACGGUCGACAAGAAAGGUCGCCGUAAGCAUAAACCUAAAGGGAAAGCACCCGAAAGACCACAGGAUCUAUCGAGUGAGCAGAGGGCCGCUGUUGAGACAGCGAGGAAGCGGCUUACCUCGAAGGAACGAGAGCUGUGUGCCCGACGUGAGGAAAGUCUUAGUCGACGUGAGGAGACCACAACGACACCCGGAUUAGAGAUCCGGGGAGCAGGACCCUCGAAGGGGAAGGGUAUGGACCCCAGAAACUGGGGAGCCCUCGUCGAGGAAGAGGAGAUCAAUCUCGAGGAGCAAAGAGCUGCCCUCGAAUCCUACAGAAAAGCUAAAGAUAUAGCUAAUGAGUCUGAAGAAAACUCGGACCAGGAGGAGCAGGAAGAACCUGCUAACCGAAAUCGUGCCCCACUGAAGCCCACCGGGUGGAUGGAUGUGUUCCUCGAAACGGAACGACGGAACAAGGCCGUUGAAGCUGCAGUGGCUAUAACCGAGGAACGACUCCGUAAGGAGUACGAGGAAAGGAUCCGAAAGAUAGUCCAGCCUCGCGUUCCCUCCAAAGGAAACACAGACCCGGUAACUCGGAUGGUGGAUAAGGUGGUGAAGCCCACCAGUAGAAAGCAGGCACGGAGGAAAACGCCCCAAGCCAUGGAGCCUGUGGGUCAAGUAGCCCCGAAAUCGUAUAUCGGACAAGCACUGGGACGUCUUGGGAAAGACGACGAUGACGACGAUGAUUCGUCAUCAAGCUCCAGCUCCGAAUCCAGUAGUUCGAGCUCGACAAGCUCAAGCAGCGACGACGCUAGAAAGAAACGAAAGAAAAGGUAUCGUAUGAUGGGGCCGUGGAUUCUAGGGCGUUCCAUCGGUUUAUAACCGAGGGAACGGCCUAUGUGGAGGAUGGACGAGUGAAAUUGUCAAAGAAAGUCUUCAUACUUUCACAUUUCCUGAAAGGGAAAGCUCAUGAAUUUUACAUACGAGAAAUAUCAGGAGACCCUUACCGAUGGCGUCUUCGAGAGUUCUUUACCGAAAUGUUUAACUACUGUUUCCCUAUAAACUUUAGAACGAAACAGCGGGAGAAAUUGAAACGAUGCUUUCAAAACGACAAACCUGUGAGAGAUUACAUCUACGAGCUCAAUGAGCUCUGGAAUAUGAUUGGAGACGUAGAUGAGCGGGAUCGCGUGACCCGUUUAUGGACUGGG
Suillus clintonianus is the source of this 1879-nucleotide messenger RNA. RefSeq lists its product as uncharacterized. The coding region runs from base 216 to 1553 and encodes 445 amino acids. The record is from RefSeq and is a predicted model, not a curated record. NCBI's taxonomy places the organism in Eukaryota, Fungi, Basidiomycota, Agaricomycetes, Boletales, Suillaceae. The transcript is spliced from 2 exons.